CAUCAGACCUCAGAGGAAGACGUUUAGUUUCACCGCGCUGUUGUUUUGUCGAAUCAGGCCAGUAAAAACCUGUAAUAUUCUCAUUGUGAUUAAGUUUUGAAGCAAGCAGGGAUAUAUGGAGGUGCAUCAUCUGAACUGAGAUCUUCUUCUGUGAAGAUGAUGUUUGUUAAAGAGGAGAGUGAGGAGAACGCGAGAGAACCAGUAACAUGGAGAAUAAAACACGAGGAAUCGGAUUCUUUGACAAUAAAAGAAGAGGAACCAGGAUCUUUGACGAUAAAAGAUGAGGAACCAGAAUGUUUGAUAAUAAAAGGCGAGGAAACAGAAUCUUUCAGAAUUAAAGAUGAGGAACCAGAACCCUGGAGAAUAAAAGACGAGCAGCGAGGAGAGUUUAUUGAAGAAAGUGAGGAGGUUGAAGAAUUAAAUGAAGUUGAGGAGAAAAAACAUGAUUCAGAGAAAAGAAGAGCCAAGAAGUCUUUCACCUGCUCUCUGUGUGGAAAGAGUUUGACAUGCAAAUAUAAUCUUGAUGUUCACAUGAGAGUCCACAGUGGAGAGAAACCGUUCACUUGUGGUCAAUGUGGGAAGAGUUUUACACAGUUGUUAAGCCUUAGGGUGCACACCAACAUCCACACAGGAGAGAAGAAGUUCAAUUGUUCACACUGUGACAAGAGAUUCAGUCGGUCAGGAGACCUGAAGAAACACAAGUUAGUCCACACUGGAGAGAAACCGUACUCGUGUGAUCAGUGCGGGAAGAGUUUCACACAAAAUGGCAGCCUUACGGCACAUAUGAGAGUUCACACCGGAGAGAGACUGUUUAUAUGUAAUCAGUGUGGAACGAGUUUUACACACUUAGCCAACCUUAAGGUACACAUGAACAUCCACACUGGAGAGAAACCUUAUAAGUGUUCACACUGCGACAAGAGGUUCACGCGCUCAGGAGGCCUGAAGAAACACAAGGUAGUCCACACUGGAGAGAAACUCCACACGUGUGAUCAGUGCGGGAAGAGUUUCACACAAAAAGGAAAUCUUAUGACGCACAUGCGAGUUCACACGGGAGAGAAACUGUUCAUAUGUAACGAAAGUGGGAAAAGUUUUGCACACCUAGGAAACCUUAAGGUGCACAUGAACAUCCACGCUGGAGAGAAACCUUACAAGUGUUCACACUGUGACAAGAGCUUCAGUCAGUCAGGAUACCUGAAAACACACGAGAGGAUCCACACCGGAGAGAAACGGUACUCAUGUGAUCAGUGCGGGAAGAGCUUCGUAAUAAAAGGAAGCCUUAUGGCACAUAUGAAAGUCCAUACAGGCGAGAAACUGUACACCUGCAAUCUAUGUGGAAAGAGUUUGAAAUGCAAAUACAGUCUUGCUGGUCACAUGAGACUCCACACUGGAGAGAAACCGUACACAUGUGAUCAGUGCGGGAAGAGUUUCACACAAGCAGCGCAUGUUAAAGAACACAUGAGUGUCCACACCGGAGAGAAACCUUUUAAGUGCUCAUACUGUGACAAGAGUUUCUAUAGGUUAGGAGACCUGAAAAAACACGAGGGGAUCCACAGUGGAGAGAAACCUUACGAGUGUUCCCACUGUGACAAGAGAUUCAAUAAGUCAUCGAAUUUGAAAACGCACGAGAGGAUCCACACGAAAGAGAAACCCUACAAGUGUUCACACUGUGACAAGAGAUUCAACCAGUCGUCCGGUCUGAAAACGCACGAGAGGACUCACACUGGAGAGAAACCGUAUCAGUGCGCUGAAUGUGGGAAGCGCUUCAGUCAUUCGUCUUGUCUACACAGUCAUACAAAACACAAUCACUGUAAAGCCCCACGCACACAGGAGGACGUUUCGCUGCAUGCAAGCAGGAAUAUCUCUGUACUGAGAUCUGCUGCUGUGAAAAUGAUGUUUGUUAAAGAGGAGAGCGAGGAGAACAUCAGAGCGCCAGAAACAUGCGAAAUAAAACACGAAGAACAAGAAACAUGGGAAAUAAAGCACGAGGAACCAGAAACAUGGGAAAUAAAGCACGAGGAACCAGAAACAUGGGAAAUAAAACACGAGGAACCAGAAACAUGGGAAAUAAAACACGAGGAACCAGAAACAUGGAGAAUAAAACAAGAGGACCCAGAAACCUGGAGAAUAAAAUACGAGGAACCAGAACCCUGCAAAAUAAAACAAGAGGAGACAUGGAGAAUGAUCCAAGAGGAACAAGAAGAAUCGCUUACAGAAAACAAGGAUAUUGAAGAAUCGAGUGAAUCUGAGACAAAUCAGAUCAAACUUGCAACAAACCCGUUGAGAAAAACCAAGAAAGCUUUCAUCUGCGCUCAGUGUGGAAAGAGUUUUCCGCGCAAAUACGGCCUCGAAGCUCACACGAGAGUUCACACCGGAGAGAGACCGUUCACGUGUGAUCAGUGCGGGAAGAGUUUUACACAAGUAGCACACCUUAACGAUCACAUGAACAUCCACACCGGAGAGAAGCUGUACACGUGUGAGCAGUGCGGUAAAAUGUUUUUAUGGGCUUCAGCUCUGAAGCAGCACCUGACGGUUCACACGAAGGAGAAGCCGCAUUCGUGCAAUUUGUGUGAAAAGACUUUUUCGUGCAUACAAAACCUGAGAGCGCACCAGAAAGUGCACGCCGAUGUGAGAAAGUACACGUGCGGCGGGUGCGGAAAGAGUUUCAUUUCGGCGAACUGUUUAAAACAGCAUCAGAGGAUCCACACCGGAGAGAAACCGUACACGUGUUCACACUGCGACAAGAGAUUCAAUCAUCCGACGCAUCUGAAAACGCACGAGAGGAUCCACACCGGCGAGAAACCCUAUAAGUGCUCACGCUGCGACAAGAGAUUCAACAACUCGUCAAAUCUGAAGACACACGAGAGGAUCCACACCGGAGAGAAACCGUACGCCUGUUCUCACUGCGACCGCAGUUUCGGUAACUCGGGAACCCUGAAAGCACACAAGAGGAUCCACACCGGAGAGAAACCGUAUCACUGCACCGAAUGCGGCAAGUGUUUCAACAACUUGUCUUCUCUGCACUGUCAUGGAAAAAACUAUCACAGCAAGUAGAUCGUCUUCAGAUCCGCCGCUUUCAGGCGUCUGGAGCACCGAGGGUUUUCCCGGUGGAGUAAAGAAUGCAUCCAUACAUCCGUCGGCCCAGAAGAGUGGACCACACAGCCCUCGUGAGCCAAUCAUUCCAACUGAUUCAGUGUGCUCUGACUCUUGAUCCGUACAGAAGAAGAAACCCAGCAAUCUUGGCUGCUACAGCUGAAUGAACGCAGGAUUUAACUGAUUUGACGCAACUAAUAAACACAAUACGGCAAUGUUUGGUUCAUCCGAGUUCUUCUUCUAAUCUUAUUUAUAAUAGUAAUGUACUAGUCAGAGAGCUAGGGCUCUGUGUAGUAAAUGCUGCUGCAUCUGAAUGCAUGUGAUGGAGAUUUAUUGAUAAUUACUGACGAAAUACGCACGGCAAGCGCAUUCAAUGAACCGUUCAGCCCUACCAUUGAUGUUAUUUUUCACAUUAUACAAGAGUGAAUGUUUCACAUGCACUACACACUGGUGGCCAAAUAUUUGAAAUAAUGUAUUUUCUGAAGGAACACUGAAUGUAUUUGAAAAAAAAUAUAUGCAGUAAAAUAUCAAUAUUGCCUUUAAAAGUAGUUUUCUAAUAAACCAAGUAGUUUGUUUCUGAUUCAUCACUCCUGUCAUGUUCCUUCAGAAAUCAUUCUAAUAUGCCGAUUUGCUUCUUAAUUAUUCUGAAAUAUUAUUGGUGAUAAAUUAUUAACAGUCAUUCUUUUCAUCAAUGCAGUUAAAAACAAAACGGUUUCGCUUAAUAUAUUGGAAACUGAAUUAUUAGAUAAGUACAAAGAUGAAGCUGUAAAUGAUCUGUAAUAAGCACAAAUAUAUUUACUUUCACUUAAAUGAAUUGAGUUCAGCCUUGUUUAAUAAAAGGUAUAAAGUUAUAGAGGCUGUGUGUUAAUCUUGCCUACGGAAAUGUGAAGCAGCACAAAAAAUAAUCCAAAAAAAUAAAUUGUGAGCAGCAAAUCGGAUUAUGAGAAUGAUUUCUGAAGGACCAGUAGAAGAGCAGCAUAAAAGCAAUCUGCUAUCUGUACAUGAUACGGAUCUACCCCACAAACCUAAUCCUAUAGCAUUGUCACGCCAAAGUCCAUUUUUGCAUCCACUUUCAUGAGAUCAGGUAGAAAUUAUUUUUUCUAUUUGUCAAAUACAGCUGGAAAGACAAAUUCUAAUGUAAAGUAGUAUAUUGGUCAUUUAUUAAUGUUAAAUAAAUACAUAAUAGAUGGCAUUUUUCUAUCAUUUUGAUCGGGGUUAGUGGGCUGCUUUGUGCCAGAAAGUCCAGGGCCACUGCUUAGGCUCAGUCUGCUCCUAUUGCUUCAUCCUCACCAAAUGAGGCACAAUAAUGCAUCAAGCAAUAAAAUAUCAUCUGGACAAAUCCUUCCUAGCCAGACGUUGCAAGUCACAUGACAAAGAAACAUUUGCUAAAGUUUAGAGUGAAGUAAGUUCAUCAGAUUCAACUGUGAUUCAACUCGGAGAUGGAGUUGCUCCCCAAAGAAAGGUUAUUAUUGUGUUUUCUUAUGAGUUUCAUUUCAUGUUUAGUUGCCUUAUAACGCAUAUGAGUCAAAAGUAGAAGCUUUUACAAACUUGUUCAGGAAGUUGAAGGAGAAGCUGUGACCUCUCUCAAGGUCUGAGAUUGAAUGAGUUACUCUAAAAAAAGACGCAUACUUUGUAAUCGAUCUUUCUGUGCUUCUCUUUUAUGUAGGAAUGAAUACCUGAACCCCGUAUUAAACGAGCCCCAGGGCUAAAUUAUGAAAGAUCAUAGUAUUGAUUGGCUCUAAUGUUAACGGUGACUAUUCAGCGGUUUUAAAUCUGAAGUAUUUCCGUACCUUCUUGAUUUGCAAACGUGCCACACGUAAAAGGUUGCUCGUUCUUGUGAAUAUCCCUUGAAAAGAUUGUUUAAGUGACAGUGCUAAACAUCAGAUGAAUGCACUGAAAGACAUCGAUCUUAAUUUCCAAGAUGAAGCACGGUAUAGUCGCACAGAAUUGUAAUAUUUACUCUAUAUUUGAAUCCAUUUGUGGUACUAACCCCAGGACUGUUUUAUUCGUGAUUUCCGUUCCAUCUCCUCGUGUGACUCAGUUUCAUCAUUGUCUAAUUGUUUAUGUUCAGGUGAGUCGUGCCAAUUAUCCUCAUUCACCCUCCCUAUAUAGGCUGCGCUCUGUUUAGUGUUCACCGUCCGUUCUCGUCAAUGUUAACUACAUCUCUGUAAAGGUGUGUGCUCCACCCUGCUUGUUGGAUUAUCUUUACGUGGUUUAUUAAAGACUGAUAACUAUUA
Puntigrus tetrazona (Sumatra barb) is the source of this 5327-nucleotide messenger RNA. Its product is annotated as zinc finger protein 665-like. NCBI's taxonomy places the organism in Eukaryota, Metazoa, Chordata, Actinopteri, Cypriniformes, Cyprinidae. Bases 157 to 3051 code for a protein of 964 amino acids. The transcript has 4 exons. The record is from RefSeq and is a predicted model, not a curated record. Gene Ontology annotation, molecular function: DNA-binding transcription factor activity, RNA polymerase II-specific; RNA polymerase II cis-regulatory region sequence-specific DNA binding. Gene Ontology annotation, biological process: regulation of DNA-templated transcription.